Caenorhabditis auriculariae is the source of this 2602-nucleotide messenger RNA. The record is from the annotation of a GenBank genome assembly. NCBI's taxonomy places the organism in Eukaryota, Metazoa, Nematoda, Chromadorea, Rhabditida, Rhabditidae.
AUGCAGUCGGUUGGUAGUUAAUAUCAUUUUUUUAUUUUACUCAAAAACUUUUCUAAAGCAUUCAGCAAGUUUUCCGAAGAUGUUCAGUUUUUUUGUUUUAGUUAGUUUCAUAAUGAAGAAGAAAAAUGCUCCAAAAAUUGAAAAAAAGUAAAGUGACAAUAAAAAAAGCCAGUAUUGCAAUUAUUUUACAUUCAUUGAUCCAAGUAACGACGCCAAUUUUCUGUCAGUAGGAUCACUAUCUUGCAGCUUUUAAUAAACUUUAACCAGCAAGUUUUGUGGCUGUAUCAAGUCAAAGUUCUUGUAACUUCCAUCAAGUAGAUUUCAAAAAUAAAGUGUAACAGUAUGGAAAAAUAUUUUAGGAGAUUCACGAUAAACUUAUAAAAAUUACUUUUUUUACAGAGAGCGCGGAAGACACCAAGAAAUCUACAGCCGCCAAUUCUUUGUAAGUUGUAUUUCUAUGACUAGAAAUGUCAUGUGACUUUUUUUCUCACUCCUAUUAACAUUGAAAAAGUUAAUCAACUUGUCCAAAAAAAGACAAAACGAUGAAAAACGUUCCAUUCUUGACUUUUUUUACGAAACUGCAAAUUUUCAGUGGAGAAAUUGGACCAGCUCGGAAAUCGCUUUCAAAUGAUUGAAGUUCGAAAAGUCUUGAUUGGUAAUCUCAACACGGAAAGGACACACAUUCCUUCGGACAACACGGUAAUUUCUUUAUAUUGAUCGCUUUUUCUCAAUAAACAUAUUCAGAUGGUGGUGACUAAAGAUUUGAUGCAAUUUGUCACUUCAAACUGCUAUGGAGUGCGCACGCUGGUCUUCCAAAACUGCAUCGUAGACGAGGAUUCUUUAAAAUUCAGUGAGUCUUUUAUUUACGAUAUUUACCUUGUUUUCCUUCUUGAAGUUUUAAAAAGUAUCUUCAUUAAAGCUUCACAAUAAAAAUAGGAAUUUGGCCGCAACACUUAGGUUUUCGUCAUUAUUACCUUUACGUAUUUUAACAAAACGUAUAGCAUAAAUCAAGGAUGAAGUGACCUGAACUACAGAACUCAUUAAAUAAUAAGGGUACUGUAUGGUAAAAAAAAAUGGAAGCUUUAACUUUGGGGGAAUUUAUUAAUUUAUUGGAAGUUUUAUAAUGUAUGUGAGUUGCUUCUAAAUUCGUUUUUGAUUUGCUCAGAACUUUGAGAUAAGUUAGAAAAGACAUUAGGAAGGGAUUUUUGACUGGUAAUUUCCCUAACGCUGAAAAGAGAAUUUCCAAUUUAAUACAAAAAGACCCACCUUUUUUUAUUCAUUCUUGGACCCAGGUUCCGGCAAACGUUUCAAUUGUUAUAUUCAUUUUUGAACUAUCAAGUCAUAAUAUAGUGGGGCGAUGAAACAUCAAAAAUGCUGCGAUUCCAUGAUUUUUCUCGUAAAUAGUUUGAUAGCAAGUUGAAAAAAUUACUUAUCCAAAAGAAGUAAAUAAAUGUGCAGUGUAAAACUACAAUUAUCUAAUGAGAUUCCUUAUUUCAGUGGCCUCUGAAGAAUUCACGAUAAAGAAUCGUUUGAAGGAAGUCGUACUGGACAAUAUUCGCUAUGACGAUGAUGAAAGCGUGAAGAAUUUCUCAGUGAGUUUUUCUUUCAUUUUUGUAUUUUUUUAAAUCUUUUCGAACUUCCACGCAGCUUCUGUCCACUUUCCGUUGGCCAUUUCCAUAAUGACAUAGAGUGGAAUCAAGCUACCGUCGAUAAUGAUUCCUUUUACAGAAUCUCAUCACCCAUGAAACGCGAUGCCUAUCUUUCAAUCAAUGCUCGAUCAGUUUCAUGGAAUCUGUGGUUCUUGAAAAGUUGCGAAGCUUGAACCAUCGUGUGGAUCUCGUUAAUAUUGGUUUCGAUGAAAAUGAAAGGUUGGUCUCUUUAUGGAAAGCUGAUUUACAUUUUCAUUUUUGCAGUGACCCAAAACGGGAAAUAUUCAUCGAAGAGUUCAAGCAGUACAGUAAACUGGUCAUUCCGAUGGGUAGUACGCAGUUUUCCUUGUAAUCAUUCUUUUAAUUGUGAAGUUUGUAAAUUUUUACUGCCCGAUGUCUUAUUUUUCAUAAUCCUUGUGAUUCUUGGUUGUCAUUUUCUUCUGCCACUAGUUGCCGUCAUUUGAUAAAGUGUUUCAAACUUUCUUUCGAAGACAAUUUACUGAAAGGUUUACUGAAGUUUAACGGAAUUAUUCUAUCAUAGAGAGCAGCUUUUAUGCUUCUUUCCUUUGUUAAUCUAAUGAUUUUUUCAUUUUCUCCUUCUACAAUCCAUUUCGUAACGGAUUUAUCGGUUCGCCAAAAGCUCAGUUUCAGAUUGUGUGAUUAAAUUUGGAAAGGGAAAAAGCUGAACUCUUUUUUCAGAACCACUUUGGAAGCUAUCGAUAGUGGACAAAGAUUUCUUUUAGAAGAGUUUUCUUUGUUACUCAUCCUUUUUUACUUCUCCGGUGGAAUCCCUCAUAAAUAAACUUUCAACACAUCUUUACUCAUAUUUUGUUUUCCAUGAUCCCAUUUUUCCUUCUAUAGGAGUAACAGUCGAGAAAAAGACACGUGACGAAAGAGAGCAUCCAGGCAGCUGGCAAUCGAUAUUCGGUCCGUCCUCGGCGCCGCCCAACUGA